Dermatophagoides farinae (American house dust mite) is the source of this 1088-nucleotide messenger RNA. RefSeq lists its product as uncharacterized. Lineage: Eukaryota; Metazoa; Arthropoda; Arachnida; Sarcoptiformes; Pyroglyphidae. The record is from RefSeq and is a predicted model, not a curated record. Gene Ontology annotation, cellular component: chitin-based extracellular matrix. Gene Ontology annotation, molecular function: structural constituent of chitin-based larval cuticle.
UCACCUUUUAUUCAUAUAUUAUUCGUUUUAAAAUCAUAUAUAAAUAAAAAUGAAAAAUAUCAAUUUGAUUGUCGUUUUAUUGUUGGCGACCAUUUAUUCAACAUAUGCUGCAAGAUAUAUUCGAUCAGUGAAAGGUGGUCGAGGUUUUGGUGGUAGCGCUGGUGGUUAUCAAUCUUCAUCACCACUUUCACCAUCUCGUACACGAUUUAGUGGUGGUGGUGGUGGUGGUGGCCUUUCAUCAUCAUAUGGUGGUAGUUCCAGUGGUUUUCCUUCAUCUGGUGGAUCAUUAGGUGGUAGCUAUGGUGGCAGUGGUGGAGCUCCAACUAGCACUGGUUCAUAUGGUGCUGGUGGUGGUGGAUUUGGUGGUGGACAAUAUGCAGAAGAAGAGCAUCCAGCACCAGAACCAUAUAACUUUCAAUAUGCUGCCAAUGAUGAAUAUGGUAAUAAUCAAUAUCGUAAUGAAGAACAAGAUCAAAGUGGUACCAUUCGUGGAUCAUAUGGUUAUACAGAUGCAAAUGGUUUAUAUCGAGUUGUCGAUUAUGUUGCUGAUAAUGAUGGUUUCAGAGCAUCGAUUCGAUCAAACGAACCAGGUGGUUUAACUGAACCAAACCCAACGACUGGUUCGGUUGAUAGUCCAGCCGAUGUUCAAUUGUCACCAGAUACAGUACCAGCUUCGGUUAGGCAACAACAAGAACAAUAUACUUCGGCAGCUGCUGGUUCUGGAAGAUAUCGAGGUGGUGGUAGCAGUGGCGGAUAUGGUGGAAACGCUGGUACAUCUGGCGGUUCGGGAUAUAGUGGUGGUUCCAGUAGCGGCGGCGGAGGUGGUGGAUUUAGUUUUGGUGGUGGUAGCAGCUCUCAUGGUGGUGGUGCUUCUGGAUAUGGUGGUGGAUUUUCUGGUACCAGUGGUGGUGGUGGUGGUGGUAGUAGUAGCGGUGGUUAUAGAGGUGGUGCUGCUGGACCUAUUACACAGCAAAAAUUGUCUGGAAAAUAUUGAACUUAAACACAAAAUGCGGCCGAUAUUCUCAUUUAUAAAACAAAAACAAAAAAAAAACAUCAUCCACUUCCGAUUUUUUUUCUACAUUCCUCAC